GAACUCACUCUUUCUCCUAGCAACUUCUUAAUGGAGGAUCAACAAUUAGAGAAUGAGCAAUCACAACAGCUAACAAUAUUUUACAAUGGACAAUUUGUUGUUUCUCAUGUUACUCAGCUUCAGGCUAAAGCUAUAAUAUAUCGUGCAAGUAGAGAAAUGGAGGAGAAGUCAAAUAAGAUGUCCGAGCCUUCAUCACCAUUAUUACAACCUCAAACUGGUCGUUUCAUGGAUAAAUCUCUACAAAGAUUUCUACAAAAGAGAAAAAAUAGAAUUCAAACAACUUCACCAUACCAUCACUAGUUGCUCCUACUGAUGAUAUUGGCUCCGAUCCAUUGUUUGUACAUAUGUUUUGUAUUUAUUGAUCUCUAGUUUCUUAUGAUCUGAACUAUCACUUCAAUAUCUCUUAUCUUGUA
Messenger RNA from Solanum tuberosum (potato), 413 nucleotides. RefSeq names its product protein TIFY 5A-like. The record is from RefSeq and is a predicted model, not a curated record. The coding region runs from base 31 to 300 and encodes 89 amino acids. NCBI's taxonomy places the organism in Eukaryota, Viridiplantae, Streptophyta, Magnoliopsida, Solanales, Solanaceae. Gene Ontology annotation, biological process: regulation of defense response; regulation of jasmonic acid mediated signaling pathway; response to wounding. The transcript is spliced from 3 exons. Gene Ontology annotation, cellular component: nucleus.